UGUCUACUGCAAAUCGUGUCAUGUGAAGCACUUUGGUCCGACAGGAGUUGGGUUAUGGUGGAGGAGCCGGUGCCUUAGCAUGGAGGGUGGCACCAAGCAACCACAGAAAACGUGGAGUGGAGGUUCCGGAGGAUCCACGGGUGGUAGUUUUGGGGGAGGUGAUAGAUGUCCACGAUGUGGUAAAGCAGUGUAUAUGGCUGAAAAAAUCAUUGGUGCUGGAGAGUCUUGGCAUAAAGUUUGUUUUACCUGUGCCAUAUGUGGGAAGAGUUUGGAUUCAACUACGUGCACCGACAGAGAAGGUGAAGUUUUCUGUAAAGCUUGCUAUGGUAAAGAGUUCGGCCCUAAAGGAGUUGGAUUUGGUCAGGGUGCAGGUUCCUUAUCUCAUGCUAAUUAAACAUGUGAAUGUCACCUGAUGGGUCACCUGACUUUAAAGCAUUCUAUCCAAUCUGUGCAUUGGAAACAUUAUAAGUAGUUGUAUAUGUAGUUCAAUUGCAGUAAGCAACUAAACCAUUCUGUCUUUCAUUACACUGUGUAGAAGAAUGAAGAUGUAAUUCUUUGUUCCAACAUAGUGGAUGGUGUGGGUGCUCUUCUAUAGUUAAGGUAUACAGGUAUACAAGUAUGUGUCGUCAUCUAGUAUGGUGUUGUUUUUGAGAACCUGAAAUUGUGUAUUUUUAAGAAAAAUAAAGAUAAAAUGAAAACUUACACAUGGCACCUCACUACCAGAGGUGAGAAAUACCAACUCCCAUCAGCAUUUAACUUUCUGAAGUAAACACAUAUUUAUAUCUUUACAAUAAUGUUGUCACCACAGAUGACACUUGUUAUUGAAUUGUUUUACAGUAUUUUAUUUCCAAGAUCAUGACCAAUUCUCUGAAUAUAACACUACACAUCAUCCAAUCAUGUGAUUGGUCUUGUAUCUAUUUACAAUAUUUUCACCAUUGACAUUGUUCUGCAUAAUUAAGUGCCUGUACCUGAUUGAGUAUUUAAUAUUUUUAGAAUUGUACAAUCUGACUCAUUUAGAGUCUGGG
Molecule: messenger RNA, 1025 nt
Organism: Saccoglossus kowalevskii
Lineage: Eukaryota; Metazoa; Hemichordata; Enteropneusta; Harrimaniidae
Product: cysteine and glycine-rich protein 2-like
Biological process (GO): sarcomere organization; muscle tissue development
Cellular component (GO): Z disc; cytoplasm; nucleus
Molecular function (GO): actinin binding; structural constituent of muscle
Source: RefSeq, a predicted model, not a curated record